CACAGGUGACUGUUGUUGGCGGUGUUUUCACCACUCAGACGGGAUAAAUAGUAGUUUUGAAAGCUAUUUAUUUGAAAGAAGCCAUGUUAGCUGAGGCUCGGGGUCCUGAGCCCCUGGCUGCAGGAGCACAGUGGGAGCCCCCCACCUCUGGGAAAUAUAUCAAAGAUCCAGGGAUACACCAGAGGCAAAAGGGUGGAAAGCACCAGCGACAAGCGUCAAGCCAAAGAAGCUGCUUCUUGGGGUUGGAAAUGAAGCCAGAGCUGGUCUGGGAGGACUGGGACCUGCGAAGAAAGUUCACCAAGACAUUAGUGUUAAAGAAUAUCCAUAGCAAGUUGCAGAAGCUACACGUCAGGCCUCCUGUGUCCAAGUUUUUCACCACCAUGAUUCCCCAGACAAUUGUUCUCAGCCCAGGGACUUCUUUUUCAAUGCCAGUCAUCUUUAGACCACUCCAGAAGUGUGAGUAUGAAGACAGCAUUGAGUUUCAAGGUAAAGAUGGCAGCUUCCAAGUAUGCCUCCGUGCCAUCAUUCCCUGCCAUGCCCUGGAGUUGCCCGACUCUGUGCUGCUGCCACUCUGUGCUGUUCAACACUCCUCACAUACUACGUUCCUGCUCAGAAAUGUCAGUAAACUCCAGACAUGCUUCCAGUGGCAGUGCACAGCACCGUUCCAGCUAGCCCCUGAGCAAGGCUUAUUGAAGCCUGGCCAGGAGUGUCACAUCACUGUGGUCUUCCAACCACAAGAGGCACUGGUGUGCCAGCAACAGGCGUACUGCUGGUUUGGAGAAGAAGGGGACAAGGCAGAGAGCUGCUGCACUGUACUCCUGCAGGGACUAGCCAAGUACCCAUGUCUUCAGCUGAGAAAUCCAGGUACCAAGGAUGAAAAAGAACAGUGUAGUCCAGUGCUGCACUUUGGCUCCGUGGCAGUCGGCCAAAGUUUGCAGAAACACUUUGACAUCUUCAACCCCUCUCCUGUUACUGCGUCUUUCUCUCUGUCACACCUGUCCAAUGGGGUGCCUUUAUUGGGGUCAGAGUUCAGAUGUGAUGUCACCAGGGGUAAGGUGGCGCCUGGUGGAUCACUACGGGCUGCAGUCACCUAUACUCCUGCUGUGGUGGAUACCGUCGCUGUAGAGUACCUGUCUCUAAAAUGUAGAGGGGCACUCAAUGAAAGUCUGCUCAAACUCACUGGAAACUGUACAGGUGUCAAAGUUUCCUUGUCAUCCUCUGUGGUGGACUUUGGCUGUGUUGAGGAAGGACAAGCGGUCGUACGGACAGUGGAGCUGUUUAAUUCUUCGCCCGUUGAUGCUAUCUACCAAUGGGACCUGGACUGUAGCGGGCACAGUGUUUUCAGCAUCCAUCCAGCAAAUGGUACCUUACGCCCACAGAGCCAUACCACACUGAAGGCAGUCUAUAGGCCCACACAUCCUAUUGCACAUCACAGGAGAGUGCCAUGUCUCAUACUGCACAGGGACCCCAUGUUCCUUGACCUGAUUGGUACCUGUCGCUCAGAGCAUCAGCAACCGGCCAUACUGAAACCUGAACACUUGGUUCUGUACAAGCUCCACUGGUACCGCAGACAGGAACUGCCAGACACUCCCAGUGCCAUGCAGCCAGAUCCUAAUGUCCGCUUGGACCAACAGGGAGUGCUCUGCCCCGUGGAGGAGCAGUCACACCAGAGACCAGACAGUGCUGGUGCUAUGUCAAGAACUCCCAUGGAGGAAUAUUACGAAACCUGCAUGGGGUACAUGGAUCCCCUCUCCUGCGGUUCUUUAUUUUCUCCACAUGUAUCCGUGGUGCCCAGUGAGCUACUAUUUAAUCACAAAAUGUCCUCCUCUUUGUCGACUUCAUCCACUUCCUCUCAGUCAGUCUCCAUCACCAACCACACCAGAGGGAAACUCAGCCUGGUGUGGACUGCUCCCCAAGACUCUCCGUUCUCUGUAGCUCCCUUAUCAUUUGACUUGGCUCCACUGAAGUCCACCUCAUUCAGAGUGACCUAUGACCCCAAGCAGUUCAAUACUCUCCACGCAGCACAACUUGAGUGCUUUGCAUUCUCUAAGGUGCUGCAAGACAAUAAGCAAAUAGAGGAGCCACUGCUGUGUCCACCCUGGUGUGUGACUGUCAGAGUCAUAGGCCACUCCUUUCAGCCAGGCAAAGAGCAUUUCAUCCCAUGCUGCUCACUGAAGCCCCCUCGAGUGGUGUUCCCAGCCCUUAGUGCUCUUUCCUAUCGGACAGUACUCCUCCAGAAUUCCGGAGACCUACCCCUGACUUUCUGUUUGGACCACAGCUCAUAUCCUGCCUUGGCAGAAUCUGUGUUUGUAGUGCCGAGCUGUGGUUUGAUCCAGCCUGGGAAUCAUCAAAUCCUCACCCUCAGAACAACUCCCACAGAAGACAGUCCUAAACAGGGGUUCAGUUUACUCUUUCAGCUCAAUGCAGCGAAACACACAAAGGAGCUGAAAGUUGUUAGUGUGGUGGAAAAGCUGUGUGUGUCUUUGGAAGGAGACAGCAGUUUAUAUUUCCACCCAACAGCAGUGGGCUCACGGACCACGCGCUCCCACCACAUCAGGAACCUCAGCCGCCUACCUCUACGAUUCCAGUGGAGCAUUCCAGAGCCAGACCAGGAGCUUAUCUCUGUUGAACCGGAUGCUGGCGAACUGCAUCCCAAUGAGAGCUCAGCCCAAAUAUGGUCCUUCAGCCCACUGGCCGAAGAAACAUACACAUUCAAAGCCACUCUCACCUUCUGGCCGAUCCAGACACCUGGAUUUAACAAGUCACAGCUUACCCUUAAAGUGGUGGGAAUGGGCUCUAAAGGCUUCAUAGAGGCAGAGAAAGCGGUUCUGGAUGUUGGGGAGAUUCUGGUUGGAAGCUGUCGGUCAAUUGAGGUUCCUCUCGUGAACAACAGCCCCUGUCCUGUCUCCUUUUGUCUCUCUGUACAGCAGAAACUUGUGGAACCUAUUUAUGACCCAGAGACUGUGCCAAGUGCCUUACAGCUGGACUGUGAGAGGGGAACCAUCGCAUCACACUCCACAAUGCUGCUUCGAUCCACUGUCAGACCACACAGACGAGCCCAGCACCUGUGGACCAUCAGCUACCAGACGCUGGAUGCCAGUGGAUUUGUGUCGUCUCCUCCCCAAGCAGUGUGUGAAGUGCGAGCUAAGGGCGUGUUUCCCACCCUCAAGGUGAUUGAUGUGUGCGGUGGUGGCAGUGUGGGAAGAAUCAGCAAGGUGCUUCUGUGGAAACUCUUCUCACUCGACAGCCUCAACGAGCACCUUCUCUCCAACCCCACCUCUGCAGAACUCACGUACAGAACCCCCACCAGGCACAGUCUGCGCUCUUGUCCUUCCAUCUUCACUAAAGCCAUGUUGGAUUUUAACUUCAGUGCCGCUCCCCUGAAUUCAGACCCCUCAACUUUUGCGUUGAUGUUUCACAACCCUUGCUCCAUUCCUGUAGACUGGGCAUUCUUGUUUCCAGAAGACCAACAGAUUGAAUUGGAGUACUGGGCUGAGACAGGAGAGUUUAGCAGCACAGAGCUGUACCAGAUGAAGGUUCAGGACAACCAUCUGUUCAGCGUUUCUCCCCGUUCUGGAACUUUGCUCCCUGGCCAGCAGAGGGCAGUACUCUUCAGCUACAGCCAUGACUUUGUUGGGACAGAUCGGUUUCCUGUCGUGUUCAAACUUUCUUAUGGCAGAGAGAUCUUGCUGAACUUUCAGGGGGUGACGGUGGAAAGAGACAGGUUGUAUCUUCACUUUGUUUCCAAGCGACACGUCUUCACUUCUGUAACGAUUGGGGACUGUUCUCCUCCGAGGCAGGGGUAUGAACUACACAACCGUGGUGCAGUGCCAGUCCAUUAUGAGGUGGACAAGGCUAUGCUGUCACAGCUACAGGUGGAUAACUUUAAUCAUCCAGUGCUGUGCUGCCUGAAUCCAGAGGGAGAGGUCUUACCUGGGAAGACGAUCCUGCUGGAAUGGAUCUUCUCUCCAAUGGAGGCUAAAAUGUACUAUAUAGAUAUUUUGAUCCACAUCCAGGAUGGGGACUCCGUGCUAGUGAGGUUUGAGGGAUGUGGGUUUCAUUCUCCUGCACUGGGCUCCAAAAACCCAUUGAACUGUAUUGAUAGUGAGGCAUCUGAACCCUGUGUCCAGAGGCUGCCUUUUCCAGGACAGGUUGCACUCCUGUCUGAGGACAGUGUCUCUCUAGGCAACAUCCCUGUGUGCUCACGAGUUUCAAGAAUCCUAUUCCUGACCAAUGUGUCCCACACAGACACUGUUCACUACACAUGGGACCUGCUCCAGCAGGGCAGUCAGCAGGUGGUGCAGAUCCAUCCAGAGCGAGGUAGUCUGUGUCCAGGGGAGAGUGCCCUUUGUGUUCUUACAUUCACUUCUACUGACUACCCCACUUGUUAUCAGUUAGAUGUCAUCUGUCAGGUUAUUCAGGAAGCCGCACUGACUCGGUAUCAUGAUGCUUUGCAGCGUUGGGAGGAAAAGAAAGAGAGACAGCAAGAUGAAUUUACUAUCACGGACAAAAAUCAUACGGAAAGCCAAAGAGUUCUGAUAGAUGAGGAACUUACAGGAGCUCCAGUAAGAAAAGGGCCAUCAUUCAGGAAAUACAAGACUCUUCCUCCUAUCUGCGGCAGUAGUAGUUGUGAGGCACUGGGCACUAUAUGUACCAAGGUAACAAGAGCUGAGCGGCGGGCACAGCGAGGCAUGGCAAAAGUAUGUAGGCGCCCUAAACCCCCACAACCUGCUCUACUGCACCUGGAGGUUACAGCACACUCCCAUGGGCUUCUGGAGUACCUGACACACUUCCCUGAGCAGUUCAAUGAGCACUAUAGGUGGCUCCAGUCAGUUAAGCCCCAGCAACUUGAAACCACUUCUUCAAGCACAUCCCUCCCUGCCGGACUGCAGACACACGGCCCUGAGAGAGAGAUCAUCACACAUGUACUCACCACUCUGCUCAGGGGCAUACUUGAUGAGCCAGCCUUCACCCAGUCUCUGAUUACCUCGGCACCAAAGCCCAUAUCCUAUCAGCUUCGAGAAACUACUCCCCCUCACUGCUCCUCGUUUCCAUCCUCCCUCCCUCCUCCUCACUGUCCCACAUCUUCUCACUGUGAACCUCAGGUUCUGUUAAGUGGGGCAAUGACAGGGCAGAAAGAACAGCACAACCCUGUGGACAGUGAGGGCACUGCAGGAUGUUCAGGAAACAGGCCAGAAACACAGAACACUCUGCACACAGAACAUAUGCCUGCUGACAUGAUGGAGGAUGUUUUGCUGAACACCCUUCAGAACCUGAUGAUGGAAGCUGUCAGAGGGGAGCUUGUCCUAACAGCGCAUCCUCGCACUGUUAUCUUGCCUCCUGUUUCUACCAGGACCAGGAGGACUGCUGUGGCUGAGGAUGAGACAGAACAUUUGAAAAACAAACAGGAAACAGCAGAAAGUUAAGUCUCACCAUCUACCCAACGUCCAAGAGGUCUGUCUUCAUUAAAAUACAUCUUAUAGUU
Molecule: messenger RNA, 5485 nt
Organism: Morone saxatilis (striped sea-bass)
Lineage: Eukaryota; Metazoa; Chordata; Actinopteri; Moronidae
Gene: cfap65
Product: cilia and flagella associated protein 65
Exons: 35
Coding region: 84-5426 (1780 amino acids)
Source: RefSeq, a predicted model, not a curated record